Molecule: messenger RNA, 1852 nt
Organism: Leptopilina heterotoma
Lineage: Eukaryota; Metazoa; Arthropoda; Insecta; Hymenoptera; Figitidae
Product: protein N-terminal glutamine amidohydrolase
Exons: 4
Coding region: 259-906 (215 amino acids)
Cellular component (GO): nucleus; cytosol
Molecular function (GO): protein-N-terminal asparagine amidohydrolase activity; protein-N-terminal glutamine amidohydrolase activity
Source: RefSeq, a predicted model, not a curated record
CCCUGCACAAAGGUGGUACUGGUACUUUUCAUCUAGAGCACUUGCAUUGUCAUAAAAUUUUAUUAAAAAAAAAGAAUUACUUUUAUAAUCUACACAUUUUUCAUUAAAUCAUCUUGAAAUUGUGAUACUUUUAGUUAGAUUAAUUUUUAACAACUGGUUUUAGUUAUAAGAAAACCGGUGUAUAGAAUAAAAACCCUAACAAGAAGGAAGUAAACAAUGUAUUGUUUACGAUAACAAAUGAAUAUAAAUUUGUAAACAAUGGCUGUUAAUACUCGUGCAAAAGGUCAUACAAAGCCAUUAGUUCCACUUUUUACUAAGGCAUCUGAAUGCAUUUACACAAGUUGUUAUUGUGAAGAAAAUGUUUGGAAAUUAUGCGAGGAAGUGGCUACGAAGCAUGGACCAGAACUUCAAUAUUGUUACGUGGCUUUUAUUAGUAAUGCUAAUCGCACAAUACCGUUAUGGUAUCAACGAUCUGGUACAGGUGAAAACAAUUUGAUUGUUUGGGAUUAUCAUGUGAUUUUAAUAUACGCUCCAGACGAUAGAGCCGUUGUCUAUGACUUGGAAAGUAUUCUUCCGUUUCCAACACAUCUAUGGAAAUAUAUUACCGAAACAUUUAGAAAUGAUGAAGCUCUUCCUCCUGAAUGUCACCGAAGAUUCAGACUCGUUCCCGCUAGUACAUAUUUGCAAUAUUUUGCAUCAAAUAGACAUCAUAUGAAACGCAAGGAUGGAACUUGGAUAAAACCACCGCCAGAACAUUCACCGAUUUCAACUCCUGGUUGCGAUGACAAUUUAGAUUCAUUUAUUAACAUGGACGAAGAAACGGGUUACGGUGUAAUAUUGAGUCUAAAGCAAUUAAUAAAUCGAUUCUGCGGAAAAAACACCAAUGUCAAUGCACCUCAAUGUUGAAUAAACUUUGGGAAUUAUCUUCACAGCUUUCGGCCUAAUACAAAUUUUGCCGUCGUUCAAGGUGAAGCAAAAAAAAAAAUUGUGGAAGAAGGUUGAUUUUUGUAAGUAUACGCUCUUUGGAUGCUUUAGUAUUGCAAAUUAAAAGCACGCAAAGGUCCGAUUUCCAACGACAUCAAAAACGAAUAUUUAUUACGUUUCUAUAUUGUAUACAUUCUAGAAUUUUAAAACUAAACAUUUCACUAGAUUUGACAAAAAUAUGUCAAAUAUGCAAUUUUUCCAAAUCCUAUUCUAAAAGAAAGGUCAAAACUUGUUUUUUAACUUAAACUUUUACAAUUUUUCAAAUCUUUAAAGGCUGACAAAAUGAGUUCAAUUUUAUUUGACUUGUAAAAGGGUUUCCGCUUGAAAAUCGCCCUUUUGUGAUUGUUCUUGUUCACGGCUUUAAUCAAUCUUUAAAACUUAUAAAGUCACUUUACCAAAAUAUGGCCAAAAGGCCAGCCUUUUAUACGUGUUCUUAUUCAUACAUAAAAAAUUUUUAUAAAUAAUUACCACGCUUCUGUCUCGCAGCUUUAAUCUUUACCGUCAGCUUUAUUACAGCCAUGUCGUCAAAGACUGAUUCUACUUAUAUUUAAUCUUAAAAAUAAUUAAUGUAAAUUUUUUAACAUUAGAGAUUUUAAAUCGUUUAAUAUCUCUUCUCAGAACAUCUUCAUUCUUAAUAAAUAAAUAAUAACGAAUUAGAGUAUUACAAUUUUCUAAGAUAAGCACUAUUCAAUUAAUAAUUCUUUUUUUUAUUAGCCAGGGCUCGAACUAGGUCCGUAAAUCCCGUAAAAGUCUGUUUUUUUUUAAAAAAAAGGUCCGUAAAGUCCGUAAUUUUAUUGAAAAAAGGCGAAAAGUUGGUGAAUUCUACGAUAUAAUUUGGAGAAUUUUAGAAAAAUUACAAAUGAUUGCA